Molecule: messenger RNA, 2665 nt
Organism: Mobula hypostoma (lesser devil ray)
Lineage: Eukaryota; Metazoa; Chordata; Chondrichthyes; Myliobatiformes; Myliobatidae
Product: probable G-protein coupled receptor 75
Exons: 2
Coding region: 179-1954 (591 amino acids)
Biological process (GO): G protein-coupled receptor signaling pathway
Cellular component (GO): membrane
Molecular function (GO): C-C chemokine receptor activity
Source: RefSeq, a predicted model, not a curated record
ACAAUGAGACCGCAAUGUAUUGAAUGGACUAAUUGAUUUCCUUUCAAAGUUACCAUUUGGAUUUUCAUUUUAAUUGUUUGCAAUGUGGAUGGGUUUCUGGUCACCAUUUGAUGCAACCUGGUAUGUGUUGUUUUUUUUUAGUGUCGGGCCUGAAAAUUUCUGAUUCUCUCAGUCAUCAAUGUCAAAAGCUGCGGUAUCUAGCCUGAAUGCCAAACUGCUUCUCUUGUCUCGUGGAGAUUUAGCACGCCAUCCAUCACGGCCAAAAUGUGACCCUAUGAUCAAAAGCGAACCAAGUGGAACCAUAAUUAAUCCAUUAAAACAUUUUCCAGUGUUACAAGUGAACUCUACAAGAAUGGACGCCCAACCGUCCUUUAUAAAGGAAAAGCUCCUUUUCAAUAUGAAUACAAGCUUGGAAUGCAUCUUUCCUCUGCUCACCAACUGCUCUCCAGGCAAGAACCACACAGAAGUGAAGACGGCCAUCCACAGAGCCACGCUGGCCACAUGCAUUCUUCUGCUGAUCCUGGUGUUCUGCCUGGGCUCCUAUGGGAAUCUCAUUGUCUUCUCGUCCUUCUUCAACCCAGCCUACAGGAAGUUUAGGACGCAUUUUGAUUUCAUGAUCCUGAACCUGUCGUUCUGUGACCUUUUCAUCUGCCUUGUGACCGCCCCCAUGUUUGGCUUUGUGAUGUUUUCCAACAAUGGGAAUAGCAUGUCGGACACUUUCUGCUUCACCUUCCACCUCACCAGUACAGGAUUUGUUAUCAUGUCACUGAAAACCGUGGCUGUUAUAGCCGUUCAUCGUCUGCGCAUGGUGUUGGGACAACAGACGAAUCAUUCCUCCUCGUUUCUCUGCAGACUCCUUUUUACUGUCAUACUGUGGAUCAUCAGCUUCACCUUGGCCACCUUAUCGGCCAUGACGAGGUACCACAGUUCCAGGAUCUGUGUCCCCUUGCUUGGGUUGAUCAACGAAGACGGCAAGGCCAUUUUGUACACCUACGUUGUCGACUUCACCCUUUGUGUGGGCAUUGUUGCAAUUUCUUACGCAAUGAUCGCCCAGACUCUGCACAAGAACGCACAGGUACACCGGUGCCCCAUAAUUACUGUGGUGGACCCCAAAAAGCCUGAUAGUUUUGUCCCUCCUGAAGGAUCAGGACCCUCUUUAUACAGGAAACAGAAAUCCAACAAAGCACCCCAUGUGCAGAUACACCUGCACGCCCAUGACCAAAGUAAAAAUGCUGCAGCAUCCAAUAAAAAGCUAGAACAAACUGUGAACCUAUCAGCUGUCAAAGAUUCCAAAGCAGUCGUGACUUGUAUCAUGAUACUACUAUCGGUGGUCUGCUGUCUACCACUGGGUAUUGCAUUGGUGCAUGAUGUCCUUUCUUCUGAAAAUAGUUUUAUCAUCUAUCAGUUUGAGCUCUGUGGGUUAACCUUGGUAUUCUUUAGGUCAGGCCUCAACCCAUUUAUCUAUUCUCGUAACAACUCGGGCCUCCGCAAGAAGGUGGCUUGGUGCACGCACCUCGUGAUGCUGCUGCUGUGCUGCAAGCAGAAAACGAGGUUGAAAGCGGUGGGAGAUGGCAGCCUGGUUGCAAACAGGAACAAGUCUUCUCACCAUGAUACCAACUCAGCAUACAUCCUCUCUCCCAAGCCGCAGAGAAAGCUAGUCGACCAGGCCUGUGGUCCGAGUAACUCAAAGGACGCCUUUGCCUCGGUAGAGCCCCAGCAAAAAGCACAAAGCUCCUCCACACCCAUUAACACUAGGAUAGAGCCUUAUUACAGUAUCUACAACACCAGUGCCCUUCAGGAGAACAGCACUCCUUCAAGCCUGCAGCCCAAGAGACAUGCCUUAGGGUCAGCUCAAUCCUAUACUGGAAUGUACUACCACAUCUCAAAAACAUCAGAUUUCAUGCAGGACUAUGACAGCAACUCUGCCAAACACAUUCCCAUUCCGUCUGUCUAAACCAAAAAUCAUUCUGCGGGAAUGGACAUCAUAUUGUUGGCAAGAAUGCUUUCCCUUGAGUAAUAUAAAGUAACGCCGCUGAUCACAGGGCACUGUACUGUUAAAAUAUCAAACAUAUAACAAUGAACACUGGUUAUACCUUCCUCUUAAGCCCAUCACCCCUACUGGGGCAUAGGCAGCUUGCCAGGAUACUCUGUCCCAGGCCAGUCCUUCAAGUUGACCCCAGGUGUAGCCCAUCUUCUUAGUGUCAGAACCUUCCUCUCCCAGGGACAAGGUCUCCGGAGCCUCUGUUGGUGUUUCUAGAGGGUUUUUACGGGAUAGGGGUUGGUAGCCCCAUGACCAACCCUCCUCCUUUUGCAGAUGGGCUCGGGACCAUCGACAGCGGGGUUGAUUUUUAUCCAACAAUCCAUAUAACGCUGAUUCAGCAUGGCUUUUGUACGUUUCCCUGCCAGGUGACAUGGAUAUAGGCUGCAAAUUGUAUAACUGUACACCAAAAUUGUCAAAAAAUCACAGGAUAUUGUUGGCAACAAAGUGACUGAUGAUGCAUUAAACAGGCUUACGGAAAGGAUGGAAUCCAUGCACCUGCUCCACAUAAAUGACAUCUCUAAUCUGCUUUUCAGGAUUCAGCUGAGAUGUUAGAUUGGUAUUGGCCUCCUUGGUUGAAAGAAGUUUCAAGGAGAUUUUGAUAGAGAUGCAUAAGAUUUACAAGGA